AUGGUAAAAACAUACGUCAAUGACCAUAAGUGUGAGAGGACAGGGUAUUCCAAGAUACUUAAGAGGUCAGCAAUUGCAAGUCUAUUUGCUGAGAGGUUAAGGCUGAAUCCUAAGCUCACGGCAAAGGAGAUACAGGCUGAGAUAUUGAGGGAGUAUAAGAUGGAAGUUUUAGAAAACUCAUGCAUUAUGGCCAAGACGAAGGUGAUGAAAGAAAGGAGGAAGACCCAUGAAGAGCAUUUUGAUAAAAUCUGGGAUUACCAAGCAGAGAUAUUGAGGAGCAAUCCUGGAUCAACCAUGGAAAUUGAGACCAUACCAGGAGCCACGGUUGGAAGCAAGCAGCGGUUCUAUAGACUCUACAUGUGUUUCCAAGCACAAAAGGAAGCAUGGAAGAAGACUUGUAGGCCUGUUAUUGGCUUAGAUGGAGCCUUUUUGAAAUGGGACAUCAAGGGACAGUUGUUGGCUGCGGUUGGAAGAGAUGGAGACAAUAGGAUUGUCCCUAUUGCUUGGGCUGUAGUGGAGAUAGAGAAUGAUACAAAUUGGGAUUGGUUUGUGAAGCGUUUGGCCUUGGAUUUGGGAUUGGAAAAUGGGAACGGCUUUGUUAUAAUGUCUGACAAACAAAAGGGAUUAGUGAAGGCAGUUCAUACUCUCCUUCCAGAAGCUGAGCAUAGACAGUGUUGUCGCCAUAUCUACGAGAACUGGAGGAAAGGUGGAAAAGAUCUAAGGUUACAGAGGUUCUUCUGGUUCAUUGCAAGGAGCUACACUCCUGGUAUGUUCAACUACAACAUGGACGAGCUUAAGAACUAUGAUCCUGGCGCACAUGCAUCUCUGAUAAAGACAAAGCCAGAGACUUGGUCUAGAGCUUUCUUCAAGAUAGGCUCCUACUGUAAUGAUAAUCUGAACAACUUGUGUGAGUCCUUCAACAAGACCAUCAGGGAGCCUAGGAAGAAACCUCUGCUAGACAUGUUAGAGGAGAUUAGGCGCCAAUGUAUGACUAGGAACUACAAUAGGUCUAAGAUGGCUAAGGACAGGAAGACUAGGUUCACCCCAAAGACACAUAAAGAGUUAGACAGGGUUGAGAAGAAGUCAAAAGAAUGUAGUCUGCGUUGGGCAAUUGGGCCAGAGACUGAGGUGGAAGAUAGAGACCAGUCUUACGUGGUGAAUUUGGAGAAUGAGACUUGUGCAUGUCGAAGCUGGCAAAUGAAUGGUAUUCCAUGCAUCCAUGCUGCUAAGGUCAUCCUUGGCGUGGGUAGAAAACUCUCUGAAUUUGUUGCUCCUUUCUACACAACCUCUAAGUGGCGUGAAACCUACAGUUUUGGGAUCAGACCUGUAAAUGGAAGAAGCAGAGAUGAGAAUCGAGAUUCUUAA
Molecule: messenger RNA, 1365 nt
Organism: Brassica napus (rape)
Lineage: Eukaryota; Viridiplantae; Streptophyta; Magnoliopsida; Brassicales; Brassicaceae
Exons: 2
Coding region: 1-1365 (454 amino acids)
Molecular function (GO): zinc ion binding
Source: RefSeq, a predicted model, not a curated record